GGGAGGGAGGGAGGGAUUAUUGGGUCGUCCCUAGUGGGCGGAGAAACCUGGGCAACUACAAAUACAGACUGAGCCUGAGAUUAGCAGAUACCAAGGGAUAAACGACUGAAAAAGACAAAACAAAUCCGGAAGGACUAUACGUUGCGUUUUUACAGAAUUCAGACCUAACCAUGAACAAGGACACAGAGAUUGACAUGAAGGAAGUGGAGCUCAAUGUACUGGACCCUGAGAAGCAGCCCAUGACAGGCGACGGCCAGGUUGCAGUCGUAGAGAAAAAUGGCAGCGUCAAGCUGAAGGUUCCUGAAGAGGAGGUUACAUUCACCGGCCUGUCCAAAGAGGAGCUGAUGAAGGUUGCUGGCACUCCAGGAUGGGUGCGAACCCGUUGGGUGCUUCUUGUCCUGUUUUGGCUAGGCUGGGUAGGCAUGCUGGCUGGAGCCAUAGUGAUCAUAGUCCAGGCUCCUCGCUGCAAACCCAUCCCUGAGAUGAACUGGUGGAACGAAGGACCUCUGUACCAGAUCUCUGACCCUGAAGCUUUCUCUGACGGACUGGCAGGUGUUGAGGCGAGGUUGGACGACGUAAACCAGUUGAAGGUGAAAGGUCUGGUUCUCGGCCCUCUUCACACCGUUCAGGCCGACCAGCUGCACACACUAAAUCUUGAAGAGAUCGACCCGAGCCAGGGAACGAAGGAAUCCCUGCUCGCUGUGGUGGAAAAGGCCCACAAGAAGGGCAUUUCUGUGGUGCUUGACCUAACUCCAAACUACUUGGGACAGGCUCCCUGGUUCAGCGCUAGUGAUGCUGAUGGUGUGAUUGAGAAAGUCAAGGCUGCAGCGGAGCACUGGCUGAGUUUAGGUGUUGAUGGCAUCAAGAUAUCUGACCUCACUGUUGCCUCCAGCUCUGCUGAUUGGUCAAUGCUGCAGGAUGCCGUCCAGGGCAACCGCACGGAGGACACCAAGAAGAGGGUGCUGAUGGGUGUGGUUGAAAGUAUUUCGGCUAAAACUGUCUCUCACCUCAUCAAUACCUCUGGCGUAGAUCUCGUCCUGUCUGACCUGCUCAGCAGCAAAAAGGAAGGUGGGGAGCGCAUCAAGGACUUGGACACCCUCAACUCUCAACAGAGAAGUCUGGGCUGGGGCCUCGGUGCCACACAACAGGACCAGCUGUCUAAACAGGCAAUAACUCCGGGCCUGAUCCGUCUCUACCAGCUCCUGCUGUUCACCAUGCCUGGAACCCCAGUGUUUACCUACGGAGAUGAGAUAGGCCUUCACGCAGGACAGGGUUCAGAAUCUCCUAAGAUGGUUUGGGACAUAGAGAAGGAACCUGCUGAAGGAGCUGCUGUCAAUGAGACUGCUGAGGCUGAGCGGAAGGAGCGCAUUACUGUAAGGAAGUGGUUCAAAUCCCUCAGCGAGCUGCGAGGCAAAGAGCGUUCUCUCCUCCACGGCGACUACUACCCUCUCUACUCCUCCGCCUCCUCGCUCUCUUUCCUCCGUCUGUGGGACCAGAGCGAGAGAUACAUAACAACUGUCAACUGGGGAGAGUCACCUGAAACGCUCAAAAUCACACUGGCACCUACAGAGGGCGUGGAGUUGCCAGAGACAGCCAAGGUGCUUCUGUCAACUGACAAAGACACAGAGGCAGAAACCACCGUCAGGCUGGACAAUAUCACACUAGGACCCCGACAAGCGAUCCUGCUGCAGUUCCCCUAUACAGGCUAAAGAUGGCGCCAAACUAUAGGAAAGUUACCUACAAAUUAGCUUUGGUUUACUACAGAUUAGAUAUGGUUUAAAAAGACACUAAAGUCAGUCCUAAUCCUUAUGAAUAAGAUGGCAAAAGAUACAGGAUAUUUCUUUUCACCAUAAUGAAUAUGACUUUCUAUCAGUUUAUUUAGUCAGAACAUAAAUGAAUUUGGUCAAAGAAAAUGCCAUACAAAUACAGAAUGUUGGCCAGUACAAACUCAGUUGAAUUCUUUUGGUUUUUAUAACGUUAACACAUUUUUAUUUGUUUUAUUUUUGUCGUCUUUGGGUGCUAGGAAAAGAUGCAGCCACUGCAGACAUGCACUCAUCAUUUUGUUCUUUUUAUUGUUGACUAGCUGUACAUUGUCCAAAUGUGUAAAAGACAUUCCAUUCUUGUUCUUUGGGCAUUCCUUUAUGGGGUUUUUUAAUUAUAAAUUUUAAGGAAUUCUGUUUUUAGUGACAGUUUUACUUUCUUUCGUGGGCUUUUUUGUUUCUCACUGAAAGACAUUCAUCACACAGGAAAAACAAAUUAACUUUGAACAUGUGGUAACAAGUAUUUCAAGAGUGCUAGUAAACAAUUAUUGUGAAUGGCAUCAACUCUGUCAAGUGAACUGAAUUGGAAAUUAAUAAAUAGAAAGUUCUGUACCGA
Molecule: messenger RNA, 2376 nt
Organism: Siniperca chuatsi (mandarin fish)
Lineage: Eukaryota; Metazoa; Chordata; Actinopteri; Centrarchiformes; Sinipercidae
Gene: slc3a2a
Product: solute carrier family 3 member 2a
Exons: 11
Coding region: 171-1709 (512 amino acids)
Biological process (GO): carbohydrate metabolic process; amino acid transport
Source: RefSeq, a predicted model, not a curated record